UUCGUACGCGACGCUUCGUUGUUAUUGUCGUCGUCCUUGUCGUCGUCCUCGCUGACUCCUUCCCUACGGCUUCGAUCCAGAUACGACGAUUGAAACUAUUCGUCUUCCUGUUGGACACGUUUGUUUUCUUAAUACGAAAACGAAAUAUGUCGAAGAAAUUAGCGUUUAUAGGCGGAUCGUUGUUUGAAACUAUUAAAAUUGUAAAAAAGUCUUUGAUAUCACCGGGCGUUUUUUGAAAGGUCACGUCUGUUCGGUCUGCUUCGUAAUGCGAAGCUCCUCGAAAGAGAAAAUCUUCCGAAUAAGAACGAAAGAUCGAGAGAGAAUGGACCAAUGGAACUUGCAAGGAAAAAAAGAACCUGAUUCUCCGUACAAUUAAAUCCCUCAAAAGUGUUCGUUCACCGUAAUCGAAGAGGUCUCAUUUCGAUUCUCUUUCGAUGAAUUAAUUCGGAAAACGUCAAAGGAAAGGGAGUCAUUUGCGAGAAGUAUUACAUAUUCGACAUACCGAUUUUAAAACGAUAAAAGUGUUGAGAAAAUUGUAUGAAAAGGAUCAUCGUACCUUGUUCGAUUUUAUCGAAAAUGCGUUAUCAUCGUGUUACCGUCGAAGCGAUCGAAUCGAUGACCGAAUAACCGAUAAGUGGCACUUCGCUGUAACGCCCGUGACGAUCUAGUGCGUGAAAUCUCAACGCGUAAUGACUCGUGAUUGAAGGAAGGCCGUGAGUUCCGUUGGAACACGCUCAAGGGACACCUAGAGAGCGGGCAUUCGCUGUAUAAUUGGACCUACCAUAAUGACAAGGUGCACGCGAGCCGGCGAAUCGACUGCGUGACCGUGAGUGAGCAAAAGCAAACUGGAGAGAGAGAGAGAGAGAGAGAGAGAGAGAGAGAGAGAAUCGGAGCACAUUCAAUGAUUUUCUCGGCGUAAAACAAAGAAAAGUGUCCUCGUAACGGCGACAACUCUUCGCCCUAAAGCGCAAGGACGCGGCAGGAUUUAAUUAAGGAUAGUAAAAUGGAUACGUCACCGACUCUAAGUAUUGGCGGAUCGAGAGCCAGAGCAGCUCUUUUGACGACCACCGGCACAGGAAGUGGCGGUACCGACAGGAGGGUCGUUUUUCUGACGAGUCAAACGGUCGACGGUAAUGGACACGAGACGAAAACUUGGCCGCAUCAUUGGUCACCCCACACGCCAGGCAAGAGAUAUAAGUCGCCGGAGGAUUCACCACGUUCGGAGCUAAGUAAAGUGAGAAUGUCCCGUAAUCAAAGUGGUUGGUCGGAGGAGGCAGGAAGUUCGGAGGGUGUUCAACGACGAAGCGGAACGAGACAGACGCUCAGUACAACGCAAUCCUUAAAAACAAGCAGCGCCGUUCUCGAAGAUAGAACGUCUUCUGCUGCAACCUGCAAAGGUGGAUUCAGGUUAGGCAUCUACGGUUGGAGGAAAAGGUGUUUGUAUUCUCUGGUCCUCACACUCAUGGUCAUCGUCAUCCUCAAUCUCGCUCUCACUGUAUGGCUUCUUAAAGUCAUGGGAUUCACUUCCGAGGGUAUCGGUUCGCUAAAAGUGGUGCCUGGGGGGAUCGAGCUAAGAGGUCAGGCCGCUAUUCUAGACGCCCUCGUGGCCUCGAGCCUUAGGUCUCGAAGAGGUAAAAAUUUAGUGCUCGAAUCGUGGAGCAAUUUUACGGCCACGGCGAGGUCGCAUGAUGGUCGAUUGUUAGCGAAAUUAACCGUGGGCGAGGAUCGCGUCGACUGCAUUUCGAGAAGUUUCCGAAUAACCGAUCCACGAGGAGGAGUUCUUUUCUCCGCGAAUAGAGAACAAGUUCUGGUAGGAGCAGACAUGUUGAAGGUAACCGGUGAUGGGGGUGCCGUUUUCCAGGGCAGCGUGCAGACCCCGUUAGUUAGAGGAGAAUCUGGCAGAGGUCUCAGGUUGGAAUCUGCGACAAGAUCAUUAAAGAUCAGCGCACCUCAGCGGGUAGUGUUGGAAUCGUGGGCGAACGAAAUUUCGGCGUCUUGUUUGACCGACUUGAAAUUACAAAGCAUUCACGGUGCUAUAAAGCUCGAUUCCAAAUCCGUCUUUCUAAAAGGUCUGAAGACAGCUGUAACGGUCCAAGGACGAUCCUCGAGGGAGCAACAGCAACAACAACCAGAACAAGAGCAACAACAGCAGCAACAACAGCAGCAACCACAACAACAACAACAACAACAACAACAACAACAACGACGACAACAACGAUACGACGACGACGACGACGAUGACGACGACGACGACGACAACGACGAUGCGGAUUUCCUAGGGUUCUGCGGACAUCUAUGUGUAUGUAGCAUUGUUGCUGGCGCUACCCCGCGAUGUAUAUCUUGUAUAGCAGUGGAAACGUAACGUGCGUUUAGACAUCAGAAGCAUCAUUAAAUAACAAAAAUCUACGGCUCCUCGUCUAUCCGCUUUCCGUAAACCAUUUAAUUUCCUUUUUUUUUUUCUACAUUUUCUUUUCUUCUUAGUUCAACUUUUUAUUUUACCUCCUUUUUCUUAGACACACUGUCUUUUAUUUUCGCAAAUGAGCGAACGAAGAAGUGGUCUAACAUCGAUUACAUUGCGAGAGGUAAUCCGACAAACUCGUAUUCUCUCCUUUAGCGACGACAAACGAAUCUUUCUUCAAUGCGCGAUAAAACGCCUAAUUCGUAAUGCCAAUUAGUGGUAAAUCGUAUAAUUCAGGAUUGUUUAUUUUCGAUCGCGUUUUGUGGUAAACCUGAAGGAAAAGAAAAAAUGUAGUUAUUGUAAAAGGAUCAGGAUGCGAUCCAGCUUGUACGCUGUACGUCGGCCAUGUCCAUCUAUUUAUGUAUGUGGCAAUAAAGUCGUUAUUGUUACUAUUAUUAUUAA
Messenger RNA from Vespa mandarinia (Asian giant hornet), 2860 nucleotides. RefSeq names its product sarcoglycan delta (gene Scgdelta). Gene Ontology annotation, biological process: heart contraction. The record is from RefSeq and is a predicted model, not a curated record. NCBI's taxonomy places the organism in Eukaryota, Metazoa, Arthropoda, Insecta, Hymenoptera, Vespidae. Gene Ontology annotation, cellular component: sarcoglycan complex; membrane.